AUGAACGUUUUUCGUGUUGAAGAGUUAAAGGAAGCAACCGAUAAUUUUGCGGAAAGUAAAGUAAUUGGGAAGGGAGGCAACGGUACUGUGUACAAGGGAACUCUAAAAGAUAACCGUUUUGUCGCAAUCAAGAAAUCCCAGAAAGUAGAUGAAGGACAACGGGAGGAAUUUAUAAAUGAAAUGGUGAUUCUCACGCAGAUUAAUCACACAAACGUGGUGCAACUAAUAGGAUUUUGUUUGGAAACUGAAGUCCCAUUGCUAGCUUAUGAAUAUGUCUCAAACAAUACCCUUCAUUACCACAUCCAUAAUAGAAAAAAUGGUACAAGGAGAUUGCCUUGGGAUACUUGUCUAAGGAUAGCACAUGAAUCUGCUGGUGUACUUGCUUAUCUACACACAGAUGCUAGAAUGCCCGUCAUACAUAGAGAUGUUAAGUCUACUAACAUCUUGUUGGAUGAAAAAUUCACUGCAAAAAUUGCAGAUUUUGGUGCUUCAAGGCUAGUUCCCUUAGGUCUAGAUGAAGUCGUUACUCUGGUUCAAGGAACGUUUGGGUACUUAGAUCCUGAAUACUUUCAAACAAGCGAAUUAACAGAUAAAAGCGAUGUCUAUAGCUUUGGUGUGGUCCUUGCAGAACUCUUAACAGGACAACACCCCCUCAAUAAUAAAAGAUGUCUUAAGGAACGAAAUCUAGCAACAUAUUUUUUGAAUAUAGUAAAGGAAAAUAACUUUCUUGAUAUUUUUGAACAGGGUAUAGUGAAGGAGGCAACUCUUGAUCAACUUAAAGCAAUAACCAUGUUGGUAUGUAGGUGUCUUAACCAAGUGGGUGUGGAAAGACCAGGCAUGAGAGAAGUGACUAUGGAGCUUGACACAUUGAUAAAGUUGGGCUUGGGGAAGCAUUGCGUCGUUACUGAAGACAAAUACAGUGAAAAAAGUGGUAACACAGCAAUAAUGGAUCCAAGCGAUUUUUAUACUAUUCCGUUAAAGAGUAGUGAUUCUUUCGAAUAUAGUUCUAUCACUAGUGAAAUUCAAGAAAUGAUGCUUUCAUCACGAAGUGCCCGUUAA
This is a messenger RNA of Erigeron canadensis, 1059 nucleotides long. RefSeq names its product wall-associated receptor kinase-like 5. Lineage: Eukaryota; Viridiplantae; Streptophyta; Magnoliopsida; Asterales; Asteraceae. The transcript has a single exon. Gene Ontology annotation, biological process: protein phosphorylation; cell surface receptor signaling pathway. The coding region runs from base 1 to 1059 and encodes 352 amino acids. The record is from RefSeq and is a predicted model, not a curated record. Gene Ontology annotation, molecular function: protein serine/threonine kinase activity; ATP binding. Gene Ontology annotation, cellular component: plasma membrane.